UAUAUUUAUUAAUUUAUUUAAAAAACGUAUAUAUUUUUGAAAAGUAUUUAAAUGACGGGCUGAACUUCAUCUUCCAGCCAGCAGGGGGCGACGUUUCAUUUCAAUUGCAGGAGAAGAAGCUAAAAUGGCGAUUGUAGGAGCAGGGCGGUCUGCGGGUGUGCUGUCAUCUGUUCCGCUGCAGCUGCUGCUCCGUCUCACCAGCGUCUACUUCAUCGUUUAUUUUCUGUUCACUCUCGGUUUGCUCAUCAAAAAGAGUUUGGUGCUGUCCUAUCCCGCAGAUUAUCUGGCUUGUGAUGUUGCACUGCUGUUCCUGCUGGCUGCUCUGGAGGUUCUCCACUUCCUCUGUGGUGUGAAGGGUAACCUGACUGAGAGUGAGAGCUACAUUCUGGCUAACAUCCUCGUGACGGCUGGAACUGUCCUGUUGACGGUUUACUUCCUGGUGUGGCAGACUUACGUCAUGCGAGCGGAUGUCAUAAUCAGCGGCAUCCUCCUGGCUGUGUAUGGCUUAGAUGGAGUUCUGGCUGUCAGCACGUUAGCCAGAUUUGCCAGUGCCUACUCAUGAAGAAGACUACCUCAGAUUGCUGUCUAUACUUUUAUUCCAAACUUGUCAACAUUUUGUUUUAUAAAUCUUGAAUGGAACACUUCUGAACCAUUUGACUUUAAUAAAAAUAUUUUGAUUUUUUUUUUUACUUUUUUUUUCUUUAAAAUGUGUGUAAAUAUCCAUUUUGUAUUGAUUCUGUACAUUUAUAAUUUAACAAAAUAAAACUAAUUUGAUAGGUU
This is a messenger RNA of Oryzias melastigma (Indian medaka), 780 nucleotides long. Its product is annotated as transmembrane protein 80. The coding region runs from base 125 to 562 and encodes 145 amino acids. Gene Ontology annotation, biological process: non-motile cilium assembly. The transcript has 6 exons. NCBI's taxonomy places the organism in Eukaryota, Metazoa, Chordata, Actinopteri, Beloniformes, Adrianichthyidae. The record is from RefSeq and is a predicted model, not a curated record. Gene Ontology annotation, cellular component: ciliary transition zone.